Bolinopsis microptera is the source of this 3959-nucleotide messenger RNA. Its product is annotated as unconventional myosin-Id-like. NCBI's taxonomy places the organism in Eukaryota, Metazoa, Ctenophora, Tentaculata, Lobata, Bolinopsidae. Bases 80 to 3142 code for a protein of 1020 amino acids. The transcript is spliced from 21 exons. The record is from RefSeq and is a predicted model, not a curated record. Gene Ontology annotation, cellular component: myosin complex; cytoplasm; vesicle. Gene Ontology annotation, molecular function: ATP binding; actin filament binding; microfilament motor activity. Gene Ontology annotation, biological process: vesicle transport along actin filament; actin filament organization.
AAAUAAUAUGUAGGUAGCGUUGUAAGACUUAAAUCUCAAACUAACUGAAUUUCUAGCGUUGUAAUGAAAAGUUAGAACAAUGUCUGGUCGCAGUGAAAACGGAGGUGACAAUCCUGAGGAUCGUCCUCAUGAGUUUCUUGUGAGAGAUCCCUCGGUAACCGGCAGGAGUUCAUUCCGUAAGAGGGGUGGUAUUUUAAACCCAAUCGUUAAAAUCGGAGAGAACAACCUCGCCGACAUAGAGGAACCAGAUGUAGCCAGCAUUGUGGACAACCUACGACGCCGCUACCUCAACAAUGCUUUCUACACCUACAUCGGAGAUGUCCUGGUCUACAUGCCCCCCUUCUCUGGUAUUUCCAUGUACACCAACGAAGAUGUCCAGUAUUACUGUGAAAACAACGCUUUUGAUCCCGACUUGAAGCCUCAUAUUUACUCUUUUGCUGAUCGGGUGUAUUCUAACAUGUUGUUUUGGAAGAGGAACCAAGUAGUGAUAAUGUCUGGAUCCAGUGGUAGUGGCAAGACUAUCAAUACUAAACAGUUCCUAAGUUACAUACAAUCAGUAUCAGGAGGAUGGGAUCUCUCAGUGACUCUAAAAACAAGACUGGCUCAUCUGUUUAACGUCCUCGACUGUUUCGGAUCAGCGCAGACUUCAGAUAGUAUAUACGCUAGUAAAUACACGAGUCAGCUCCAACUCAAGUUCAACUAUUUCGGUGAUAUCGUUUCUUGCCAACUCAAAACUUGUCUACUAGAAAAGAGUAGAGUGUGCGGGCCUCCCCCAGGAGAAAGCAACUUCCACAUAUUUCACUUGCUAAUGGAACACAUUGGGAGUGACGGUGCAGCGUACCCCUACCUCAGCAACACUAAUCACACCUUCGCUCUCAAAGUCACUCUACCUUCAAUCCAGGACAGUUUAGUAGCUCUAGGAAUGCCGGAGGGAGAGAAGGAACACGUGAUCAACAUUCUGACUGCAAUACUGAUACUGGGACAGAUCCAGUACAAGACGGAGAAUGAUGGGAUUGGGGUCAGGGUUACCAACCCUGGUGUUGUUAAAGUGAUAGCCAAGUUGCUGGGAGUAACCAACUCGUCCAUGACGGAUAUGUUAACCAGCACACCUCAUAUCAGCGGAAACAGGAGUAUCAUGAUGAACCCUCUAUCUUACGACAAGGCGAUCUCAAAACGGAACUCACUGGCCAGUUACCUGUACCUGCGGCUCUUUAACGAGGUAUUGAUGAGUGCUAACAAGAGUUUGGCAGGGGAGGCUCCCGAGAAGCCUGAUGAUCUUAAUCUUACUCUCGACAUUGUGGACGGUUACGGCAUCAAAGGUGGUGAUCUGAACAAUUUCGCGGUGCUGUGCUGCAACUUCAGCAAUGAGAAACUGCACCAGUGCUUUAUCGAGAGCGCCCUGACAGCGCCCCAGGAACUGUAUUUGCAGGAGGGACUAGACUGGGAUCCUAUCAGGAUACCUGAUAACCGGGGAACUAUUGGUCUCUUCACUGAUGUCCAACCUGCCAGUCUUAUGGAGUGUAUUGAGAACGAGUGUAACAAGCCAGGAGACACAACUAACUUCCAGGCGGAUGAGGCGUUUGGUGGAAUCUCCUCUCCUUACUUCAUGUUGUCCCAUGAAGUAGAAAAUGAGUUUAUUGUACGACACUACAUAGGCGAGGUAUCAUACGAUGCGACUAAUUUCCACAAGAUGGCUAAGACUGGACUACCCAAGGAUUGUAAGAGAGUAAUGAACAGCAGCAAGUUGGCACUUCUCCAAAGAAUGUUCCCUGAUGGUGCACAGUCCGAGUGGAUGAAGGGUAAAAGUUCCAUGUGUGUUUCACAAGUAUACGUGGGUGCGAUCGACAAUCUGCUAAAAGACCUGAAGAAUAAGUUCCUGUCCUUUGUGCGCUGUGUUAAACCUAAUCUCUCCUCCACUCCACAACUCUUUGAAGAUGACUUUGUUGAAGAUCAAGUUCGGAGCUCAUGCCUAGUGGAGACAGCGUUAAUCAAGCAGCGAGGAUUUGCAUUCAGUUCGGAUCUGGUCGGGUUUGUUCAGCGUUACAAAUGUACACACGAAGAAGACAGGUUCAGAAGAUGUGAUGGAGAUUGGCAAAUGGCUGCUGAUAGAAUAUGUGGCAAUCUGCAGAUCGACAUGGAUCUGUACUUCGUAGGCUUCACUUGUAUCUUCAUUAAAGACUCUGCUACAGUCCUCUACCUCGAGAAGAAACGUGACGAGUGUAUCGACUUUAUAGUUACUAAAAUACAGCUGUGUUGGAAGCGCCGGUACAUAAACAGAAAGCUAGGACCUCACUUGAGAGCCUUGAGGGAGACACUCGCUCAAGCGGAUAAAACUAAGAAGAUACUCCUGCCCAAGAUGAAAGGGCCGUUUAGUGAGGACAUUAACGAUUACUUGGACCGUAUCUACAGAUGCUGGUGGGCGUCAUGUUUGAUAAAGACUCUAAAGAAAUCAGACAGGAAUAUCGUGAGGAUAGCGAUUAUAGCACACUCUGCUUUCGCUGGUGAAUUCAGCGUGGAGCCUGAUCUAGUUAAAUCAGGGAAGCCUAUGAAUAUACACUGUCUGAGAAUGAGAUCAAACUACGUAGCAUCAGACCAGUUUGACGCUGCAACUCUCCUCUCCACAACUAACGACAGAUCAACCCAUGGUAAAAAGAUCCUCUUCACUGCUCCUAUCAACCGACUAAACAGAAAACAUGUUGUAGAAAGAGGAUACGUGAUCCUUACAGACAAGGCCUUGAUAUUCCUGACUAGCAAGUUCGAGUUGUAUCCACAGAAGACUAUAUUCCUGAAGAACUGUAGAGCGCUGAGUCUCAGUACUCACGUGGACACUAUGAUAGUUAUACACCAGGCCGAGGCGGGUAAAGACAUGGUGCUAGAUUUCGGAGUGACAGGAAUCUAUCACACCCUACCAGAGUUUGUCGGUAAUCUCUACCUCGCCUCUAAGAAGCUGAGUAACAGGAUAAAGGUGAAUGUGUACGCGGAACGUAUCAGAUAUAACAACUCAAGAAAACCUGAUGUUUACGAUGAACUAAGUUUCAGUGCUAAGAAGGAGAAGAGUACGAAGUUGAAGCCAGGGGCUCCUCUUUGUACACUCAAGAACAAGGUCGUCAUUUUCUACGGGGGUCGAGACGUCCUGCACUAACAUUAGCUUCAAUAACAGUGCCACUUAAUUGAUGUCUAAUUGGUCGAUAAUUGACUGUCUUUCUAGAUCAGUUAGAAGUCGUUACAGUGCGAAUUUUAGAUGGUUGCAUGACGAUACAAUAUAUUUUAUUAUCUUUAAUAUUGUUACCUACAUGAUGCCCAGGGCUGUGCCUUUAUCAGAAUUUUAUUUUUAAUACAGUCCAAAAUGUACAGUGUAUUCAAACAAACUGUUAGAAUAUUGAUUUAACAUUUGAAGUUUUAAUCUGUAAAAGAGUGAGGUUGGAAGAUGUAUAAUUUAUGAUAUAGAAACUUGUAUAAUUCUGCUUCGUUAGCGGAGUAUCCCAUUGUUCUAAUCCUAUAAUAUAAACAUAUUAGGGGCAAUAAAUUACGUCCACCGAUUUGGUCGAUUUUGAAGCCUCUCUCCUCCCCUCGCCCCCUCCCCCCUCCCUCGAAAUUUAGUGUUAUGCUGAUCAAUUAUUUUCUUAUAUUAAACAAUUUAUAUGAUUUAUUGAUAUUGAAAUUUUUAAGGAAAUUCUAAAUAGAGGACGAAUAUGAUAAUUAACAUACAACUUUAUUAAAACCUACUUUGAUCUACAGUUUUUAUUGAUUUACUUUCAACGCCAAUUUAUUUCAUUCUUUAGAAUAAGUAGUUUUUAUCCAAUUCAAAUUAUUGAUAAGAGUCUUGUUUGAUAUUUUUUUCGUCGACUUUAAUGUGGCCUAAAAUCUAUUUAGUAAUGAGUUUUUAAGAUACAGUUCAGUUAUUUAGAUUCUAGACAAUCAUGCUUGCGGAUAACAUUACAAUUUAUUUUAUGUACCAA